Molecule: messenger RNA, 1886 nt
Organism: Gossypium raimondii (Peruvian cotton)
Lineage: Eukaryota; Viridiplantae; Streptophyta; Magnoliopsida; Malvales; Malvaceae
Product: phosphomevalonate kinase, peroxisomal
Exons: 10
Coding region: 200-1729 (509 amino acids)
Biological process (GO): isopentenyl diphosphate biosynthetic process, mevalonate pathway
Cellular component (GO): peroxisome
Molecular function (GO): phosphomevalonate kinase activity; ATP binding
Source: RefSeq, a predicted model, not a curated record
UAGUGCUGACUGCCAAUUUACUCUUCUUGUUUGGUUUGCUGAUUACUGAGUUAGGGAAUCUCUGAUUCAAGCUUUAAUUCCCAUCCCCUAUAAAGAAAAAAUCUCUUCUUCCUUUCUAAAGCUCUAAAAUUUCUUCCACUUUCUUUUCAUUACUUUAUUUACCCAGUUUCAAUCUCCCAAAUCCUAAUCGUUGACGACAAUGGAAGUCGUUGCUUCUGCUCCGGGAAAGGUUUUGAUGACUGGGGGAUAUUUAAUUUUGGAGAGACCAAAUGCUGGGAUUGUUCUGAGUACAAAUGCACGUUUUUACGCUAUUGUUAAGCCAAUUCAUGAAGAUGUCAAGCCUGAAAGCUGGGCAUGGUCUUGGACCGAUGUCAAGCUAACAUCUCCUCAGCUUUCCAGAGAAAGCAUGUAUAAAUUGUCUCAGAAACAUUUAACACUUCAGUGUGUAUCUUCAAGUGAAUCAAGGAACCCUUUUGUAGAAAAUGCUAUUCAAUAUACUGUAGCAGCUGCACAUGCAACAUUUGACAAGAAUAAGAAAGAGGCAUUAGAUAAAGUACUUUUACAAGGUCUUGAUAUUACGAUCUUAGGUUGCAAUGACUUUUACUCAUACAGGAAUCAGAUAGAAGCCCUUGGUCUUCCGUUGACACCUGAAGCAUUGGCUACUCUACCACCUUUUACAUCAAUUACAUUCAAUUCUGAGGAAUCAAAUGGAGGAAAUUGUAAACCUGAAGUUGCAAAAACUGGAUUGGGUUCAUCUGCAGCAAUGACAACUGCCGUAGUUGCUGCUUUACUUCAUUACCUUGGUGUUGUUAACCUUUCCACCUCUUCUGCAGAUCAACACCAAGAAAAUAAGAAUUCCACAGAUCUCGAUAUCGUGCAUAUGAUAGCUCAAAGUGCCCACUGUAUUGCCCAAGGUAAAGUUGGCAGUGGCUUUGAUGUCAGUUCUGCUGUUUAUGGGAGUCAGCGCUAUGUUCGUUUUUCACCAGAAGUGCUUUCUGCUGCUCAGGCUGCAGUGAAAGGGAUGCCAUUAGAGGAAGUAAUUGGGAACAUUCUAAAUGGAAAAUGGGACCAUGACAGGACUGAAUUCUCUUUGCCACCAUUAAUGACACUUUUACUGGGAGAACCGGGAACCGGUGGAUCAUCAACACCAUCAAUGGUAGGUGCUGUUAAAAAAUGGCAGAAGGCUGAUCCUGAAAAUUCCCAAGAAACAUGGAGAAAGCUGGCCGAUGCUAAUUCAGAACUUGAGAUACAACUCAACAUGUUAAGAAAAUUAGCCAAAGAACACUGGGACGCCUAUAAAUGCGUGAUUGAUAACUGUAGUAGGCUUAAACCAGCAAAGUGGAUGGAGGGAGUGACUGAGCCGAUCAAAGCAGAAGUUGUCAAAGUAUUGCUAAAGGCAAGGGAGGUUAUGCUUGAGAUCAGAAAUCACAUGCGAACAAUGGGAGAGGCAGCAGGUGUUCCAAUAGAACCCGAAUCACAGACUAAACUUUUGGAUGCUACUAUGAAUAUGGAAGGAGUUUUGUUGGCCGGGGUUCCUGGAGCAGGUGGAUUUGAUGCAGUCUUUGCUGUUACCUUUGGUGAUUCUAGCAGGAACGUGACAAAUGCAUGGAGUUCGCACAAUGUUCUGGCCUUGUUAGUUAGGGAAGACCCUCAAGGUGUUUGCUUAGAAAGUGGCGAUCCACGAUGCCGUGAAAUCACUUCUGCAGUUUCUUCAGUCAACAUCAAGUGAGCUUUGAUUAAUUGUUUUGCGUUUGAUGAGUUAGGAAUGUCAUUUAAAGAUUUGGUGGAAAACAUGAUUUACCAGAGAAAUUAUACUGUGUUCUGGAGAUAUAAUUUAAAUGGGAAAUGAUUUCAAAUAAAAACAGAAAGCCUCCCCGUUGGAAGAA